This is a messenger RNA of Alternaria triticimaculans, 1374 nucleotides long. RefSeq lists its product as uncharacterized. Gene Ontology annotation, molecular function: protein binding. The coding region runs from base 1 to 1374 and encodes 457 amino acids. Lineage: Eukaryota; Fungi; Ascomycota; Dothideomycetes; Pleosporales; Pleosporaceae. The transcript has a single exon. The record is from RefSeq and is a predicted model, not a curated record.
AUGGAUGCGGAACUACCACACCUUCCCGCAGAGGUACAUCGCCUUAUCGCAGCAUAUGUCGACCGUGAGGAUUUACCAAACUAUCGGCUCGCAAGCAAACAGUUGUGCGUGAUAGGUACCGAAGAACUCUUCAACACGAUUGUCUUCCACUACAGUACUGCGAGCGUUGAUCGCCUGCAGAAGCUCAGUGCAAAUGAUCGGCUUCGAAGAUGUGUCAAGACCAUCUUCUGGGACGACAAUUUAUGGCAUAUUUAUCGCCUCGAGGGCAUGCACGAAUGGAAAUGGUACUGGGACUUCACAGCAGGUCUUUUCCUGCCCCGACAUCGCCGUAGCGACUCACAAGAGCUAGAAAAGCCGUUAUAUGCUCAGCUUGCGGAGGACCGACGAGAGUGGGAGGCGUAUGGUGACAAAGUAAAGGACGAGAGAAUCGCAAGACAAAGCAUGAGCCAGUUUGAGGCGCUUGGAAACUUUCAGAACUUGCGGUCAAUACACAUGGUCAAUGGCCAGCUCUCGCAGGCCCACCGAGGUGUGAGAAAAGUGGCGCAUGCACUACCCCGCGCUUUGCCCGUACCUCCCGUGUUGCGCAGAGGAGAAGGUAUCAACGCUUUCUAUGCGCUACCAGGGGUUGAGGCUUUCCGGACUAUACAGCAGUAUUGCAAACCCUCGCUGAGAAAACUCAAGUUGGACAGAGUACAACCUCAGGCUUUCACCUCAUGGGAGCCGGGUGAACUGCAUUGCUUAACAAGUCUGGACAUCACGAUAUUUGGGUUCUCCGGUGACUGGCGCUUCCAAAGUACUAAAUGGACUUUGGAACUACUGAUGGAAAACCUGGAGAUGUUCAUUGCGUGUCUACCAGAGCUCGAAAGUCUCAAAAUCGGCCUGGAAAACGGGCAAGCGGAGACCACCGCACCACUUGCGAGCAUUCGCCACGUAUUUGCUGCUGAAACUACAUGGCCUAAAUUACGAAAAUUAUCGUUGUGUGGGUUUUCUGCUACGCCGGAGACUUUGAUGUCACUUCUGAGCAGACACAGCUCCACGUUGAAGGAUCUCAGGCUACGCGACAUUUCCUGGAAGGCGGGCCCAAACGACGCAUCAGAACAAAAGCCUGAGGUGCCAUUGAGGUCUAUUCGGCAUUGCGCAUGGCCGGGGGUACUGCAAGAGAUAGCUGAGUGCUUGUCGCUAAAACGUGCGACUGUGUCGGGAACGCUUGGUGAAAACGGAGAUGUGCUUGGAUGGCGACUGGACAAGAACGAUGAGCUCGCCGCUGAUGUUGAGACCUAUCUCGUCAGUGGAGGGCAGUGCCCGCUGACGGCUCACAACGCUCACUUUGCGAUCGACAACUGCGAACUCCCCCCUAUCUCAGUCGCAUCCUAG